Molecule: messenger RNA, 792 nt
Organism: Rosa chinensis
Lineage: Eukaryota; Viridiplantae; Streptophyta; Magnoliopsida; Rosales; Rosaceae
Product: F-box/kelch-repeat protein At3g23880-like
Exons: 4
Coding region: 1-792 (263 amino acids)
Source: RefSeq, a predicted model, not a curated record
AUGGUGGAGGCCUUGAUAUGUAGCCAAAAUUGGCUUAGGAGUGAAAAUGUGUAUUUACAUCAUGUGCCUACUAUUAAGGAGAUGGAAUUGUGUGAAGAAGCAGAAAGAGAAUUGCUUAAGAUGCCAUAUGGAGCUGCAGUGGGAAAUAGUCGGAGGGGUAUGUUACCUCCAAAACUUCCUGUCAAGUCUUUGCUACAAUUUAAAUCUGUGCGCAAGUCAUGGCUGUCCUUAAUCUCAAGUACUGAAGAGUGUGUUGAAGUAAAAGAAGGCAAUGGUGAAGAUAGUCAUAGUUUACCGCUGUUCCAUGGAUUUGGUUAUGACUACAAUAGUGACGACUACAAGGUAAUAAGUGUGCUUUACCAGUCGAAAACUGCAACUUUUAAAUCAAUGAUCUACACAUUAAGAACAAAUACUUGGAGAAGGAUUCAAGACUAUCCUCUUAGUGCCAGUCUGACUAAGAAGUGUGCUACUUUUGUAAGUGGAGCUCUAUAUUGGUUGGUGAGAAGAAUAGUAAAUAUUGACGCGGUCACUAAGGUAAUUAUUUCUCUUGAUCUAAUAAGUGAGGCAUACAUGGAAGUGCCACAACCUGAUUAUGGAACAAAUACAUGUUAUGAUCAGUACGGAGUGGGUGCUUUAGAAGGGUGCUUGUGCCUACUAGUUUGCAACAUAACUAGUCGUGCUCAGAACGAACUAUGGGUGAUGAAGGAAUAUGGGGUGAAAGAGUCUUGGACUAAAUAUCUCACAAUCCCACAACCGUUGGGAUGUGAAUUUUUGAUAACCUUAUCACGAUGA